Messenger RNA from Hemicordylus capensis (graceful crag lizard), 948 nucleotides. Its product is annotated as olfactory receptor 5B21-like. Gene Ontology annotation, biological process: G protein-coupled receptor signaling pathway. NCBI's taxonomy places the organism in Eukaryota, Metazoa, Chordata, Lepidosauria, Squamata, Cordylidae. The record is from RefSeq and is a predicted model, not a curated record. The transcript has a single exon. The coding region runs from base 1 to 948 and encodes 315 amino acids. Gene Ontology annotation, molecular function: G protein-coupled receptor activity; olfactory receptor activity. Gene Ontology annotation, cellular component: membrane.
AUGACUCUUGGAGAUGGGUUGAAUCAAACCAUCAUUACAGAGCUAAUUCUGCAGGGAUUUGGGGAUGUUCAGAAUCUACAGCUUGUCCUCUUCCUACUGUUUCUGGUGAUCUACAUCCUUACCAUGGCUGGGAACAUCCUCAUUGUUGGGUUAGUUGUAGCCAACACUAGUCUUCACACUCCCAUGUACUUUUUCCUUGCCAACCUGUCUUGUUUGGAGACCUUUUACACGUCAACCAUCUUACCCAAGAUCCUUGUCAGUCUCCUAACUGGGGACAAAGCUAUCUCCAUUCCUGGCUGCAUUGCCCAAUUCUAUUUCUUUGCUGCUUUGGUAGUCACAGAAUGUGGUCUCCUAGCCAUGAUGUCUUAUGACAGGUACAUAGCAAUCUGUAAACCACUGCAUUAUGCAACCCUUAUGAAUGACAGGCUGUGUCUUAUUAUGGCAGCAGGGUCUUGGAUGAAUGGGUUUCUGUCCAUGUCUGUAAUGAUGUAUCUGAUGACCAGGUUGACAUUCUGUGGCUCAAAUGAAAUUGAACAUUUUUUCUGUGACCUCACUCCUGUAGCAAAGAUCUCAUGCAGUGAAAGUCACAAAUUUGAACUAAUGGGGUGUGUAUUUUCAACAAUUUUUACCCUGCCUCCAUUUUUAUUAACUCUUACCUCAUAUAUGUUUAUCAUCACCAACAUCUUGAGGAUCCCAUCUGCCACUGGAAGGCGAAAGACCUUCUCCACAUGUUCAUCCCACCUCCUUGUAGUCACAAUUUAUUAUGGGACCUUAAUUAUCGUCUAUGUGCUGCCAAAUACAGAUGAUAUGAGGAAGCUCAACAAAGUGUUUUCUGGUUUCUACACCAUCCUAACACCCCUUCUCAACCCUCUCAUUUACAGUCUGAGGAACAGAGAAGUGAAAGAGGCUCUUUGGAAAUUUGCUGGAAAACAGAUUUGUGGCAUAUGA